Xenia sp. Carnegie-2017 is the source of this 2044-nucleotide messenger RNA. RefSeq names its product farnesyl pyrophosphate synthase-like. Gene Ontology annotation, biological process: trans, trans-farnesyl diphosphate biosynthetic process. Gene Ontology annotation, cellular component: cytoplasm. The coding region runs from base 8 to 1231 and encodes 407 amino acids. NCBI's taxonomy places the organism in Eukaryota, Metazoa, Cnidaria, Anthozoa, Malacalcyonacea, Xeniidae. The transcript has 11 exons. Gene Ontology annotation, molecular function: dimethylallyltranstransferase activity; (2E,6E)-farnesyl diphosphate synthase activity. The record is from RefSeq and is a predicted model, not a curated record.
CUCGUCAAUGUGUAUCAUUAUACAUUCAUGUCUCCUGGACAUGGAUAUUUUACCGAAAUGUUCUAAACAUUGCUUAGUUUUAAAGUUCUUUUUCCCAUUAUCGAAAUUGAUCUCGAGGCAAACCAGACCACUUACUUACACAUUAAAACGACGCAUCAAUGCAGGUGAGACCAAUCUCACAAUGAAUAAUACACCAAGAAAGAAUGUGUCAAUAUCGGAUAAGAAGAAACUGAACGAAGCUUUGCCGCGUAUAAUUGAUCAAAUUAUUGCCCCUUUUCCAACACAGACAAGAGAUGCAAUGGAACACUACAAAAAGUCUGUCAUGUACAAUGUAUUGGGAGGUAAAAUGAAUCGUGCCAUGACUGUCCUGGCAACAUGGAGACUUCUUCGCGGGGACUCAACUCCAAAUGAUGAAGAACUUUUCUCUGUGAUUGUUUUAGCCUGGUGUAUUGAAUUGUUGCAAGCGUCUUUCCUCGUUGCUGAUGACGUCAUGGACCAAUCAACAACGCGCCGCGGGAAGCCGUGCUGGUACAAAAAGGAAGAUGUAGGUCUGAGUGCCAUCAACGACGCCUUCAUGUUGGAGUCUUCCGUCUAUAAGCUCGUCGAUUUGCAUUUUCGCGGCAAGAAAUGUUAUCCCGACAUAAUUUCUUUGUUCCAUGAAACGGUGUUUCAGACGGAGGUUGGUCAGACGCUCGAUAUGAUAACGAAACCCGGUGAUGCUUUUUGUAAUUUCACCAUUGACAGGUACAAGUCUAUAGUCACGUGGAAAACUGCUUAUUACUCGUUCUAUCUUCCUGUUGCUGCUGCUAUGUUUAUGGUUGGCAUUACUGAGGGGGAGAUUCACGAAAAAGCGAAAGAAAUUUUAAUGGAAAUGGGAGAAUUUUUUCAAAUUCAGGACGAUUAUCUCGACUGCUACGGAGACCCCGACGUUACUGGAAAAGUUGGAACGGACAUCGAAGACGAAAAAUGCUCUUGGCUUCUGGUACAAGCGUUACAGAAGGUCGAUGAGGAACAAUUGGGGAUAUUGAAGGUGAACUACGGUGUCAAUGAUCCCGCUGCAGUUGCGAAGGUGAAAGACAUAUACUCGAAGUUGGAUUUAAAAUCCGUAUAUCACAAGUACGAAGACGUUAGUUACGAUAAAUUAAUGAAAAUGAUCGAGAAAGCUCCUAGCGAUUUGCCAAAGGAAAUAUUUACAGAACUUGCCUCGAAAAUAUACAAGAGGAACAAAUAACGAAUUAAGAUGUAAUUACCAAGUGGGAAAUGGCGAACUUUUAUGUUUUCAGUUUGGGAUAACGUCAACUUCAAUUAGUUUUAUGUCUGUUUGAAACCAUUCAAACCUUCGCCAUGACACUAAUGAAUUGGGACUGCGCAGGUUACGCGCAAUUUGUCAAUCAGUAGGUGGUUGGAUAGAAAUUUCUUUCAAUCAAGAACCACGCCGGCCUGCAGAGUCAGUCCCACUAUGUAAACUUUUAAUUAGCCAUGUCAAUGAUGGCUACGUUGUUGCUUUCGAACGAUGUGUGGAGAAAUCAAUGAGAAUUUGCGAAUCAUGUACAUAAUUUAGCUUGUGUUUAGUGGUGAAACAAGGGGUCGGCUCUGUAGAUAUGAGUUAUUCUUCUUGUUUUCAGGACGACGUCAUUCUUUUGAAAGAAUGGUUUGAGUUGGAGUUAGAGUACGACUUAAAUGAUCAAUUUUAUUGACGUCUUCCUCAGGCAAUCCUUUUGAGACAUUGGCAGAUCCAGGGUUCGGUAAAAUUAUAAUCACAAAAGUUGUCCAUUCAUUUAGAUUUGAAAACGCACUACAAGGAGAUUAAGGUUUCACGUAAGGUUUCACUCUUUGAAAGUUCACAGCCAUUAAAUAGCAUUGUUAUCCUGAUAUUUUUGAAUACAAAAUUGGCUGCCCAAUUUUAUAUUUCGUAACCCUGGAUACGCCACUGUUCGCGAGAGACGGCUUUCGUUCGUACAACUCGGUUCGACGAACUGGGAGUUUUUAAGUAUUUUGAUUAAUGUAAAUAAACUUGAUACUCACUGGAAGUGAGAAAAGUUUA